GAUUCGUUUCCUACCGGCACUUCAUUUUAGAAGGUCAUUAAGCAGCUGCAAGUCAUGAAUAUGAUUAUAGUUUUUAUCAUCCUAUUUAGCUAGCAACGUAUCACCAUGAUCACUACGGUCAUUCUCGGCGGCUCAUAUCACACUUCAUAUCGUUGUUUCCAUGCAGGCACGCUAUAGCGCAUUUGUAUUUAUGUCUGCCUCUCAUCAUUCCGACCGAAUAUUGGACUCCCAAAUCUCCGAUGGAAAUGUUGAAAUUACGGAUCUAGGACGUUAUUUUACCUAUAUUUUUAUUGCACCAUGUGUAACGUCAUACAUACAGAAAAAAUAAAAAUUCAUACUUCAUUUAUAUAAAAGAAUAUAGCUCGUUUCGUUCUUCGGAAUAUAAGUAGUCCUCGCAGAAAUCACACAUUGAUCACAUUUUCAAUGUUAAUGUUUGCAACUCAAUAUCUGUCAUUCCAUCCAUGCUGGCAUUUAAAAAAAUAACAUUAUAAAUAGGUCUACAUGUUUGAUUACGUUUAUUUUGAAGACCAUGACUGACGAUACAAUGCUUCUCUCCGUUUGAUUUUGCAGGAUCAGGUAUAUCCGCGAUUCGGUCCUGUAAAAUAUGGUUCAAAUGCCUUAAUCCUUUAGAGCAGACAGCAAUGCAGAUCUUCUAUCAACAUGUGCAAGGGCGUCUAUUAAGAAACAUCUUAUUCGUCGUAUUUUUCGUGUUAUCACUGCUCUCCAUCAUAACGUGGUGUCUCCAUGUCAACUCCAUUACCUUCAUGAAAACUGGAGGAUGUGUAAAACAUGACGUCACUAAGUGUUUUAAUCGUGAGUUAUUUCGCAGUUCCUUGGAAGACGUGUACAGAAUAGAGGAUCACAUGUCCAACGGUACAACUCGUGAAAAGGAAGGGAUCAGCGUAUUUGUCAUCUCGUUUUCGGAUGCCACGCCUGUUGAUGGAUUGAGGAUAGUUCAUCAUUAUACACAGAACAUCACAGUAUACAAACCACGAGAGUAUUUGAAAGCUGAAAGCCCUUGUUUUGUAGAUCGCUUUUACUUUCCUGCUGGAAAGUCAUCUCUUCAAGACUUGAUUAAAUUGAAAUCUCAUCUGGUGGCGCUCAAUACAACAUUUAACAGCUUUCAGCUGCAAUUCGGUUCAACUGCACGAAGAGAGGUGACGAAUCUUAGUGACGUUGUUGGAACUUAUGCCAUCAAUUUAUGCAGUGAAGUCCCUUCCUAUUGGCUAACAUGAUUGGUCACGUGCUGGACCGGCCAAUUGCAAUUUCCAAUAGUGCAAUAACCUUACCACCUUUUUACGUCAAAGACGUGAACAGUAACGUGACCGUCAUUCAGAUGACGAUUGGAUGAAAAAUUGAUUAUAACAUAUAUGCCAUUUUUUAUUUCAUGGUAUGAUAAAAUCUUGUUCAUCUAAUUGACUUUAUUGAUUUAUUCAUCCGUAGUGUAAUUUCCUGAUUUGCAUUUUGUUGAAAAUGAAAUAAAUAGAAGAGCAUAUCUAUGGCUUAGUUUUGGACCUAACUUGGGGGCUUUUCACACGCUCACUCGAACACUGUGAUUUGAAUUCGAAUUCCAGAGCGAAGGCGGUAUGUAUCCUUGGUAACUUGUCAAUCAAAGCACUGCAUCGAUACGAUGAGUGCAUGACAAUUUUAUUCCUGAUCUACGGAAAUGCUUGAAAGUAAGUAAGCUCCGCCCCCAAAAGAUGUUUUGGAGGUCAAGUCUUUCACACGUAAAAUUCGUACCGUAAUUUGAGUGAAACUUAAGUGGAAUUC
This is a messenger RNA of Lytechinus variegatus (green sea urchin), 1770 nucleotides long. RefSeq lists its product as uncharacterized. The transcript is spliced from 5 exons. The record is from RefSeq and is a predicted model, not a curated record. NCBI's taxonomy places the organism in Eukaryota, Metazoa, Echinodermata, Echinoidea, Temnopleuroida, Toxopneustidae. Bases 642 to 1235 code for a protein of 197 amino acids.